Molecule: messenger RNA, 453 nt
Organism: Parnassius apollo (apollo)
Lineage: Eukaryota; Metazoa; Arthropoda; Insecta; Lepidoptera; Papilionidae
Source: the annotation of a GenBank genome assembly
AUGCUGGUUACGUAUUUGGAAGCCAGCCGGGACCUUUGCGAGACGGACUCAAUUCUUUUUGGCGCCGCACUAGCAGUCUGCCGUAUUAUAGGCACCAAACUUUCCACGGCUGGACGCGCUACUGGACAAAGUAGUGCUAUCCCAGCCUGGAGAAUAAGAGUUGAAGAACGUAUCGCAAAGGCUAGGGCCCUCAUCCGCAGACUGAUAUGCUUCAGGUCAGGCAAUACCAGGCCAAGGAUUGUGCGCACCGUCAGGAUGGCGUUCGCUGGGACAAAUGUUAGUUUUUCCCAGCCGGAUAUAAUGCAAAAACUGACGGAGCGCAUAGACGACCUGAAGCAAAGAAUAGCUGCUUGGGGAAAGCGGAUUCGGCGAUAUACCGAGAGGUCGACACGGUUCAACCAGAAUCGUCUCUUCCAGAGUGAUCAGAAGAGGCUCUAUAAAUCAUUGGAGUGA